AUCAACAUCCAAACACACAGCGCACAGCUUUCACAUCUCCCUAUAACAGGAAAGACCGGUCUGGACUAUCAUGGGCAACGUUCAGCCCACCAUAGUCCCAUAUGAGGACUUUGAUGUUACAGCUGAUAUCAAGGCUAUAAGAAAAGCAUGUAAAGGUUUAGGAACAGAUGAGGAGGCCAUCAUUCAGAUCCUGGCCAAUCGCUCUGCUGCUCAACGCGUGGAGAUCAAACAGGCUUACUUUGAAAAGUAUGACGAUGAGUUGGAGGAAGUCCUGAAGAAGGAGUUGAGCGGCAGUUUUGAGAAUGCCACCAUGGCCAUGUUGGACCCUCCUCGUAUUUACUUUGCCAAGGAGCUGAGGAAGGCCAUGAAGGGGGCAGGCACAGACGAAGCUGUGCUGGUCGAGAUUCUGUGCACAGCUACCAACCAGGACAUCCUGAGCUACAAGGAGGCAUAUGUCCAGGUGCAUGAGCGUGACCUGGAGGCAGACAUUGAGGGUGACACCAGUGGAGACGUGAGGAACCUGUUGAUCUCACUGCUGCAGGCGAGCAGAGACGAGGGCUUUGAGGUGGAUGAGGGUUUAGCCGAACAGGAUGCUACAUCUUUGUUUGAGGCGGGAGAAGGCAGGUUUGGCACAGAUGAAUCAACCUUCACCUUUAUCCUCACACACAGGAACUACAUGCAGCUUCAGGCCACCUUUAAGUUCUACGAGUCGCUUUCAGGAACAGACAUUUUGGACACUAUUGACUCUGAGGCCACAGGAACUCUCAAGGACUGCUACAUCACUCUGGUAAGGUGUGCUAAGAACCCCCAGCUCUACUUUGCCCGACGCCUUAACGCUGCUAUGAAGGGAGCAGGCACUGAUGAGGAAACACUCAUUCGCAUCAUCGUUGGUCGCUCUGAGAUCGACCUGGACACAGUGAAGGACAUGUACCUGGAGAAGUACGAUGUUACCCUGAAAGAUGCCCUGGAUUCUGAGUGUGGUGGAGACUUCAAACGCCUCCUCAUUGAGAUCCUGCACUAAAACUUCUCACUGUCCUCCUACUGGCCUCAUUUAAUGGUUUCAUCCUGUCUCUCCUCUUUACCUGCUCAUCCCUCCUUCUCUGUCCUUGUCUGUUUACUCUGUACAUCAAUUUCACUCAUUCACAGUGUGGACUUACGACCUUUCUUAUAUUCUAAAUCACUUAUCUCUCUCACUUUUACAGAUACCUCUCUGCAGCAUUGACCAAAAAUCAACUCAUUGUUAUACAGUGUUUGUAAACAUUUAUUGUCUUCACAAACACAUAUUAUCUGUUUAAUAAUAUGGCAGCAUUGUGGAUAUGGAGCUUGUGCAACUGAGCAUCAUGCUAAUGUAUUAAUCCACAUAGUUAGUCUUAGUCCAGUUCUUUAUUCACAAUCAGCAGCUUUACUGUGUCUUUGUAUUUUCUAAAUAUAUGUAAUCCACCAUUUCAAGCUGAUCCCAAAACUAUAAACAUAACUUAAAAUGUAUGUACCCUCAUUUGCCACUUUUAGCAUCUUUUUGAUUCAUCAUCCUCGUCAUCGUCACUUCUUUUUGCCUCUAAGAUGCCUUUCUGAAGAUAAUAGUGAUGCAAUUUCCUUUCUGCUGCAACACUCAACACUCAAGUGCCGAAUUAUCACAUUUGAUCUCUAAUAUCUGAAUGCACCAGAUGAUUAAUUACACCUGGAGAUAUUUUUACCCUGAUGUUAAAGGCCUAACAUGGUGAUAUUUGUAGUCACAUCCCAAAAUGCUAUGUGGGAUUUUUAACUGUUUGUAGUUUGAUUUUUCAUCACAGCUAACAAGCCUCCUUGUUCUCACAUUUACACAACAAAACUGACUUUUUCCUGUUGUCACUCAGUUACUACAUUUACUACAUUUACAAUCAAUGUAAAACUUCAGCCACUGUGCAUUUAAGAUGAUUAGAUGAUGAUAACG
Messenger RNA from Scomber japonicus (chub mackerel), 1930 nucleotides. RefSeq names its product annexin A13, like (gene anxa13l). Gene Ontology annotation, cellular component: cytoplasm. The coding region runs from base 71 to 1021 and encodes 316 amino acids. Lineage: Eukaryota; Metazoa; Chordata; Actinopteri; Scombriformes; Scombridae. The record is from RefSeq and is a predicted model, not a curated record. The transcript has 11 exons. Gene Ontology annotation, molecular function: calcium-dependent phospholipid binding; calcium ion binding.